Esox lucius (northern pike) is the source of this 9872-nucleotide messenger RNA. It is a transcript of the gene ca5a, whose product is annotated as carbonic anhydrase Va. Gene Ontology annotation, cellular component: mitochondrion; cytoplasm. The coding region runs from base 4097 to 4933 and encodes 278 amino acids. NCBI's taxonomy places the organism in Eukaryota, Metazoa, Chordata, Actinopteri, Esociformes, Esocidae. Gene Ontology annotation, molecular function: carbonate dehydratase activity; zinc ion binding. The record is from RefSeq and is a predicted model, not a curated record. The transcript has 7 exons.
ACACUAUGUAUCAUAUGACUAUUAGUAUACACUAGUUUGACGUACCUUUACAGACUGGCUAGUACUAAACAAUAUUUGCUAUUUAUUAGCCUAGAAAACAGUCGUGUUGAAUUGAAGGGUUCAAUCCCUCAAGCAUCAGUAACAGGCAUGAUUACGUUUGUAAUCCAUAUCAAUAACUACAUUACUAGAGCAAGGGUUAAUGCAUUGUUUUCAUGGCUAUACGUUGCUUCAGAAAUUCAUGGAAACCAUGGACUGGAUUUCUGCAUGAGUGAGUAGUGGUCACGUGGUCAUUUUGAGCAGUGCCAUCUGUAGCCUUUUGGUGUUAAUAGGCGAUAUUUGGUCAGUUCCCUGCAUGCAGUCUGUCAGUUGGUGAUUACCAGCAUUAAGACACAACGGGGCAACAUGUGAACUUUUUGCUGUACUACUAGCAUAAAAACAAUCAAAAAUUACCACUAGGCCUAUGCAGUUAAUGUUAUAUGUUAAUAUUUCAAAUAAUGUUUCUACUCAAUUAACAUUCCCCAUUUAAUCUUACUCGCCGGACUAUCAGUUUGCAUUGACUUGUGGUCUCCUUAAACUUGCUUUAGACACUUGCAGUACUGCCCUUCCAGCCCUAAACCACCCUAGUACUAUACCGGUCUCGUUUGGUAAGGAAGACGAGAAGACAAGUCGUGUUAUUGUUUAGAGGCAGUAUUCUACACAAUGCCUCUUUAAAGGACUGCAUUAGGAUUGGAAACAUUUGUUUACAUUGCUAAUGCAAGUGAAAAGAAUGAUUAAAUACUAAGUAAACGCUACAAGGCAUUUUGAGUAUAUUGUAAUUUAUAUGGUAUAGUAGAAUGCAAGUUAUGAGUGAGCAUGGCAAGGAUCAACAAAAGAUGAAUAAUUGUGAACUUCACAAUGUUAAUGUUCCGCUGGUUUUCUCUUUUUGGUGGCAAUGGGUCACACACACUCAUCAGUUCUGUUAUUGCAAUCUUUUUUAGUGUUUUAAAUGAGUUGCUUAUUAUCUCAAUGUGUUCCCAAUCCUGUGUGCAUCCUCUAAUUGCCAGGUUAGGUUGUUCAGGUUGUGCCAGCCAGGGUUAUGGUAGACACAGCAUUAUAAACCGGUUUCUUUGAAUCACUGAUGAUGAUUGGCAGUCUGUGAUGCAUCAUGCCAUAAUAAUAACCUUGUGCGUUAUUGCUUAAUAUAUUUGGACAGUAAUAUAACAUAUGGGCUUGUUGUUAUACUGACAAGGCUUGUCUGGCUGCCAUUCCCAAAUAUAUAUAUAUUUUUGGAUAGGCUUGGUUAUAAGAGUUUUGGGAACGCAGACCUUCUUAUAAUGUAGAUACUGGUACAGAAAAUAAUCAUUGUUUUUUGGUAAAUGUAGAGGACACCACCAAAGAGUCUUUAGCUGACAACAGGUUUUGCUUCACUUUGAUUUAGCUCAUCUAUGCCCACCCGCAAAUUCAAUGCAAAAAAAAUACAUUGUCAUGUAUUUCAGUAACUCGGACCUCAGCCCCUUUCGACUUAGUUUUUUUUGGCAUAUAACAAUUUUAAAUGUUAAGCAAUGGGUUUAAUUACAGUUUUGGGUAUAGGGGAGGGACACUUGUUUGUUUUUCAAGUGGUCAGGUUAGGUCACGUGAAAGUAUUCAAGCUGAAUGGAAGCCCAUCCAUUUUCUUUUCAUAGGCGCAAAACUUCAUCCAGGUAUUCCUGAUUAUCAAUAACUGCACUCCCUUUCAGAGGUGAAGCUCGGUUUCCACCUCAGUGUAUGGUCAGUGUAUGUAGUGUUUGUCUUCUCUCGAUAGCCAGGUCUGCCUGUGCCAGCCUCUUUCGAUAACAAGGCCAUGUUCACUGAGUCUUUAUAGCAAGGCUGUCGAAAUAAUCAAUAUUUUAAUUCCAAUUCAGUACAAAUUUAAAAGAACGGUUGUGAUGUACAUUUUUCAUACUUUCUGUAGUAUCAAUUGUACCGAAGCAUAGUUGUAUAUGUCACAUAGAACAGAAGCAUAGUUGCAUAAGACAGAAACUGUCACCAUCAUCAUCGCAAGUGCAUCUUCACCAAUUUGCUUUGUUGACAAAGAAUGUGUGGGGUGUGGAAAUAUUUUGCCCAAGGAAAACCACUAUACACCCAGAAGGUCCUUAGAAAAAAGAAAGCAUACAGUUAUGAUUUUUACAUCAAGCCCAUAGGCACAACAUUAUACUGCAGGGGGACUAAUCCCAAAAUGUGUUAUACACCGCCUCCAUUGAGAAUAAUGAAGAAUAAAAUGAUUAUGGGGGCCUUUCUACAAACAUCACUAGUUGUUUGCAGAACUAGCUACUUAUGCUACGGUGUGUUCAGUGUUGUUCCAGUCAGUGUUGUUCCAGUCACGGAUGAAAUUCUACACGGUUCACUGAAUAUCUCUUCAAGGGAGAAAAUCCAUUUUACUCCACACAGAAAAAUGCAUAAUAGGCCCUCCCUAGCCCUUCCUUUGGGAAAUCGGACAAAAAAAAGUUUUUACUACUUCACAGCUAUAUGUAAAAACAAGUACAAGUGAUGUGUUACAGUAAAUAAAAGUGGUCAGAUCAAGAGAAUGCUGAAAUUAAAAACAGGAUUAAUCUAAUAACGUUGAGGAGUUUCAUAAAACAAUUCCUUUAGUAAAUGGAUGGAUGACACUGUCCCCAGUGACCAUUUCUGUAUAUCCAGAACCUAAAGCCUUAUACAGUAUUAAAACAAAGUGGUGGUCACUUACAAUUAUCUCUGCUGCAUAUGCAACUAGCCAUUAAAAUAGGCAAAGCAUUCACUAAAUUAAACUGGUGUACAAACUAUUACAAAAUAUCCUCACCCCAGAUACAGUCCAUGAAAGGCAGGUCAUGGCUCACAUCUACAGCCUCAUUUCAGAAACUCUGGACCACUUCAAUUUAUAUAGCACCAUAAGAUCCACAGAAGACGUGGGCUACUUUUGAUUGGACAAGGGGAAUACCUGUGUGAUAAUGCUGUUUAACUACACCUCGCCGUUCAACAUCGUAGUCCCUUCCUGUACUCCUUGUUCACUCAUGACUGGAUCUUGUGGUGGCAUGCAUACCGUCACCACGUUUGAUGACACCACAGCGGUAGGCCUGAUAACUGAUGACGGACAGGCAGACUAUUGAGGAGGUCAGGCUUAUUUGUUUGCGCUUUCGGUCAGCCGACUUUAAUCAGUGCUCGGAUAAAUUACAUCAUGGUUGACUGAAAACUCAAAUUGAAGACUGCUUUGAUGUGUGCCAAGAUCCUUCUCUUGUAAAAGUACAUACUAAAAUGUUUGCAGCGCCAUUGUUCACAGCUCCAUGGGGACAUGUUUAGAAUGGCAGGAUAUUCACUAAAAUACAAACAUUCAGCUUCUUGGAGAGAUGGUUAGAAUUUCUUGAAAUUCCUAAAUUCUCUGGGUGGACGGGCCGGCAUCGCGUAUGGCCACCACCCUUGCAAGCCCCUGACCACACCCACCACCUAAGCACCUUUGUGAUCCUGAUCGCCACUUGGUUUGACCGCUGCACUGCAUUCAGUUGCAGGGGAGAGAGAGCAGAAAACAAAUCUAGAUGCCAUAUAUUAGCAAGAAAUGUAAAUGAAUAUAAAAAUGGCAUAACUGAAGUACGUUAGGCCACACAGACAUUACUUUUAAAAUAAAUUGUCUGGGAUGCAUUUUCCUGAAAGUAGCGAAAAGGAUAAUUUGGCCAUUAAUAAAAUAAGUUUUGUAGAGUCAGCCCUGUCGGUAAAGCAAUCAGUCAUAUUGAUGGAAGUAAAUUGCGUAAUUUGUUGUUAUUGUUUUACAGCACAGUGGUAAAAGAUAUUAGUCCUAGCAGAUUGCUCAUAACUGCAGAUGAUGUCUAAGAAACAUUCCAUUCAGGGAUCAACUGGUCCCUUUCCUGCUGUGGAGUAAACCUGGGGGGCUGCCAAAACAUUCCACAAGUCACUUUCUGUUGCCUACCCACAUUUUACUUAUUCUGUCAUUUCCUUUAAAUAAGAGAAGGAAGCGUUUCUUUUUUUCCACCUUCUCUUUCCACAUUUCCUUUACAGAAUCUAGAGAGGGGUCUUUCUGAUUUCAACGUUUUCGGUAUAGCAUUUCUAUCUCAUUUUAGUUUUGACAGUUUGACUGUUAUACUCAAUAAAAAUGCAGGAAGCUGGAGAGUUCACUAUGAAAAUGCAUCCGAUGUGGCAGGGACCCCUCGUUGCUCCUGGGGGCAACAGGCAAUCUCCUAUUGAUAUUAGGGUGCGCAAGAGUGUCUUUGAUCCACAUCUCAUGCCACUGAUCCCGGAGUACGACCCCAGGACGUGUUCACAAGUAUGGAACAAUGGGUACUCAUUCCUGGUUGAGUACAACGACACCACCGACAAAUCCACUCUUAAAGGAGGUCCUCUGGAGGAUGUCUUCCGGCUGUGUCAGUUCCAUUUCCAUUGGGGGGAGAGCAAUGCGUGGGGCUCCGAGCACACAGUGGACCGCCGCCUCUUCCCGGCUGAGCUCCACAUGGUGCACUGGAACUCAAAUAAGUACAAACUGUUUGAGGAGGCUGUGAUGGAGGAGAAUGGACUAGCUGUUAUUGGAGUCUUCCUAAAGAUUGGGAAGAGGCAUGAGGGACUCCAGAAACUAGUGGAUGUCCUACCUGCUGUAAGACACAAGGAUAGUGUUGUUGAGUUCACAAGGUUUGACCCAGCCUGCCUACUGCCUGCCAACAUUGAUGAUUACUGGACAUAUGCAGGGUCAUUGACUACGCCUCCUCUGACUGAAGCAGUGACCUGGAUUAUAAUGAAGCAGCCCAUCGAAGUCAGCCAUGAACAGCUGGCUGUGUUCCGGAGCCUUCUCUUCACCUCAGCAGAGGAGGAGGUACAGAAGAGUAUGGUCAACAACUUCCGCGUGCAGCAGCCACUGAAGGGCCGCACUGUACGUUCCUCGUUCACCCCCUUCCUGAAGGAGGAGCAUCAUGGGAAGGCUCCCCACACAGGCCACUGACCAUCACACACAGACUCACACUGGAGCCUUCACGCCAGGAUCAUGCAAUACCCUGGGAAAGUCUUACAUAUCAGUCAUAUUGCUGGCAUCUUCUUUUCAAACAAUGUAUGUAUGCAGAAAGCACUUUAAAAUUCCACCAAGUGACAAUUUUACCAUCUAAAGCAGGGGUCUGAGUUGUAACUGCUAGUGUGAUCCCAGGAAAAUACAGUGUGGUCCACAAUAUACAUAAAACAACCAAAAUAAGUCAUGUAUUUAUUGGUUAAAAGAACCAUUCAGUAAAUUAAAGUAAGUAUUCUGUUAUCUUAUACCCAAAUGUACUUCUAUUUGUAGUAUGAAGCAUAACUUGCAUCUGUCAGACCCAGAAAUAUUGAGAAAAAUAUUUAGGUUAAUAAAAUUAGGAAAAUGGCAGAUAAACUGGGCAACCAGGAUUUUUCUUGCAUGAAGGCAACUCCCUUUCCAUAGUGGUGGGGUGUGGCCACACUUUCAGAGCCCAUGUGUGGACAUAAAGAGCUUUUUAUAUUUUACAGUAGAAAUCUGGAAGCACUGGACAGUUACUUUAAUUUGGUUGGGGCAAAUAGGGAAUGUAUCUGGUUAAUUUGUAACAUUGUUUAUUGGGGUUGCUGCAAAAACGGGUCCCCCGACAGAAAAGGUUUUAAUACCACUAAUCUAAAGACAUUAUUAUUGAACAUCCUUGGUACCAGGGAUCUGUCUCACUCCCUGUUGUCACAGUGAAAUCCUGCAUCAUCACAUGGCCGGUGUCCUGCAGUUAACUCUGCUAAUAGGUUUAUGGAACCCCUGCAUCUUUGUUGAAUCAGGUUAGGGUGGCUUUUUUUAAUGGAUGCUCUGAAUGUGUAAAACAUGUAGACCUUUUUUUAUUCUCUCCUUUUGAACAUCUUGACAUGCUUUCAAAAACCAGUGAGAGAUGCUGCAGAAAUAUUUUGGUAUUUUGAUUACAUAAAGCUUAGUUAUCACCAUCUAAUGGUCAAGAGCAGUACUGCUACAUAAAUGUUUGUCCUUCCUCAACCAAGUAUUUAACAUGAAGGGAUACCCACUAGACAUGAGUAAACCUAACCCAUAUGGAUUUAGUUUGAAGGAUUAAGCCCUGGAUUCUUUCACUGCACAGCUGAAGAGAUUGUGUUUGUGUUUAGGCAAAGCUAAGGCUCUAAACUGCACAAAUUACUGUUACUGAUUGCUUUUUAAAAGCCUAUUAGUUUAUAUUGGGCAUUUGUGAUAGGUUUUAUUUCAAAGUCGGAAUGUACAUGUGUACAUGUAACUAAGAGGUAACAUAAUAUGUAGAACAUACAGCUGAAUAAUGCCUUAAGUACAGGCAAACCAGGGCAUGUUAUGCUAUGUGAUAAGCACAACUAUUUUGUUAAAUUGUAAAACAAGCUUUGGCAUUUUCAUGCAUGUCUAGGUAAAUUUUUCUUUUGUAAUCAAAUGUUUCUGUUUUACUAAACAGGAAUGGACUAUAGUGCCUUCUUCAGAAUGUUUUGCACAAAACUGAGACCCAGCCCACGUCUGUUGUGUUGUGGCUUGCUGGUCUAAUGUUUCGUCAGAGCGCUCUUCCUCUAUCAGAAUUUGAACUGGCAGUUAUAGGUGGUUUUUCCAUCUCUUUUGAUGGAGUCGCUGCUGAGGUGCACCUCAGGACACAGUAACAGGGAGUGUUUUAUUCCUCGUGGUAACCGAGUACUCUAGAACCUGGUGAUAGCAGGGACCACCUGGGUCCAUUGAACCCUGUAGUCAGCCAAGCCCCUCUAAAGUGGCCCCUUGUCAAUUUCUUUGACUAAAAACUACACAUCUGUGAUGUAAUUCCUGCAGGCCUAAAAUCGAUCAUCUCCAUUGUUUAAGUGAAAGACGGACAUUGAAUGGCAUCCCUAGCAGCUGGGUCUCUUGAGCCUGCUCUGUGGAUGCCCCAUAGAAAGUGGUGAGGUUUCUUUGCUUUCUUUUUAGAUGUGCUUCAUGAGGCAUGUUAGUUGGCGCACCUUUAGGGCCAUAAAAAAUAAAUAAAGGAACCUCCACUUCUUUUCCCCAUUUUGGACUUUGGUUUCCUUUAAAAAUUUUACUAAUCUUUUAAUCUGAGAAAAUUAAUGUAUAUGUUCUGGACAUGAACGCCUUGUCGACUCUGCCUGAGAGAGCAUUGGAAAUCACCUAAAGAUAAAAUCGUUGCAGCAGCGGCGUCUGCCACAAAUGUCAGACACUAGUUGUUUUCCAACAGAAUGGGUGAACAUAUUCAUUUCAGUCAUUUAGCAGAUGCUUCUCAUCCAGUGUGACUUUCAGUAGUGACUAAAUACAUUUUGAUACUUUUUUUUGUAUUAGCUGCUUCCAUGGGAAAUAAACCCACACAUCUUGGUGUUGCUCCAUUAACAUGGCAGUGUCAACAUCGGUGCUAUUGCUUUGAAACAUUUUGCUUUACAAAUAAAAUUAGCGUUUCUAUACCAACAGCCUGACAAACUAAACAGUUUACAAAGAGACUCUUUGUAAAGAGUUCCUGUUUCAGUCGAGUCUCCAGGCAGGUUGUCGAGGGGUUCAAUGUGCAUUCGACAUAUCAUGACUAACGACGCUCAACACGACAGACGUCCGUGCAUCUAGUCUGGACAGUAUGGCUGCUAUUCCAGCGUGUCCGUCAUUAAGCUGUCAUCCGGUGUCUCGGUUCAUUGGUGAAGGUCAGAUAUGGGUGUGUCAUGUGCCACUUCUUUACUCCCAGAUAUAUUAAUAACGUCAAGGUCCCCAGUGGACCCAACCUAAAUACAAGGUGGUUAGUUGAGCCGUGGGGCCGACUAUAUGAAUCCACUUCAAACCAAAAGUGAACAAGGUUUAAUAAAUUACGUUUAAUAAGCACUGCCGUCCCUAUGUUGACCCAACUACAGUGAGUGAUGGAGCAUUUUUAUAGCAAUUGUAAUAUGUCUUUUGCUGGCUAUCUUCCAUCGGCCUUCUUCGCAUGACAGUUAUACCGGGUGUGCGUUGCUUUCCCGGCAGAAAGUGAAGGAAUAGACUAUUUGAAGUGUCUGCUAAAAAGAGGGAUUCAUUGGUUUGUUCUGUUAAUAAGAUGAAAGGGAGGGCCCAUAGACAAAGCUGUUGUUUGUUCUAUGAAUCAUUAAAUGAGUGGACGGUUGUCUUAGUGAUCACUCCGUAACAAUGCCCCCGUACAAACUGUCCCUUGCAAGGCCUCUCUCUUGAGAGUCGCCAAGCCCUUUUCUCACUUGGUGAAAUGCAGAGAAUCCGCUUGACACUAACCUGUUGUGAAAACUGAAAAGCACUGUCCAAACAGAGGAGAGUGGAACUCCUGCCCUCCUCUCCCUCCUAACACUUUAGCCCAUCUCACAGAGUUUACUGUUAAACUGAAGGUGACACUGACACACCAGGUUUGGAGUACAGAAAGGAUUUAAAUCCCUUUAUGAAAUGGUCAUACAUUUUUUUGGUUUGGGAUGGUAGGGUAAAGAUUACUGGUAGGGACUUUUCUGCCUUCAUUCAUUUUGAUCUGUUAUGUUCUGCCUUUUAAAUAUUUCAAAUAGUACGCCAGUGUGAAGUUUCCUUACAUUUAACUAUGUUUAUUGUAAAAUGUAUAAAUACUAAAUAGUAACAGAUUACACAGUACUGUUACAGACUACUGUACAGACUGUACCUAAAGUAAUGAUAAUAUUGUCUAAUCAAUGUCUUCUAUUAUGAACUGUUGUAUUUUAAUGUACCUGCCAUCACUGCCUGUUUUUAACUUGUAAGAGUUAGUACGCACAAUGAUCUCGAUCAAUGCACAUAUUUUUACGUAAAUGUGAUUGAAUACUUCCCCUUGCUUUGACUGCUACAUAGCAGGUGUUUCCCUGAGACUAGAGAUGUUCUCUUGUACAUGUUGUAUUUGUUUUGUCAAUGGGCGGACACAUUCCUGCCUUGAGGGGCUGUGGUUCCGGAGCAGAGUUGGGGCCCCUUUCCCAACAGGCCUUUUGUUAAACCAGGUGUCUGAUUGGGCCAGUCCAGCAAUACCAGGAAUAGGUGCUACUGUCAUGUCUCACAGGCCUGAAAAACACUGGGGUUGAAGUUACCACUUCUGUCAGAAACUGUUAAUAUAGAUAAUUCAAUGAAUAUAAUAAAUAGAUUGAUUAACUAUGCCUAUGUUGAAGUCAUUUGAUAUUCAGGUGGUUAAAGACUCCUAUGAAAUGGGAUGCUCUCCGGGGCAAAGUCAGGUAGUAGAAAAUAAGGGUGAUUGCAUGUGUUUCGGUUCUGUGAGUUGGUGUUGAUAUGUUAUGUGGGAGUGUUUAUGUGAUUCCAGCCGGACCAGGGUGGGAAAAGGAGGGUGUAAUUGGAAAUACAGUAGGGAAGAUGGUAUGUCCCUGCAACAGGAUACUUGUUGGCAGUUAGCAUUGGGCUUACGCUACAGGAAAUGAGUUCAGGAUGUCUGUAAGGCAUUAAAGAAAGCAAUGUGGCACACUAUGUAACACUUAACAUCAUACUUUUAAACACUCAUCAAAAGCCCUUAUGCACUGUCAACCACAGGUUGAGCAACACAGAGCUGUUAGAACCCAGUAAGAUUGAAAAUAGUAACAAAGUCUUAGUGGUCUUAGGUUUUUAGAAAGGCUUUUAUUGUCCCUCAGAGAAAGUCAUGGUUGUGCUACGCUCCAUUAUGUUCUAAGAGUUUAAGCCUAGCCAGGCAGUAAGGACCUUGCCCGGUACUUACAACAGCACAGCAGGCUUAGACGACAUCUUUGAAGACACAACAGAGAAUGGGACCAGGGUGUGGGUGUCUAGAAAUGUUUGGAAACCUGGUUUAAAUGUUUGUCUCAACCUGAUUCAAACAAACCCUCAUACAUGUUUGUUAUGGUUGGCCACGGGAGAUAAGCCGGGUUAGAAUUGUCUCCCGAAAGGCCACAGGUUUCCUAUUAUUGUGUGUAAAAGUUUGAGGCCCUGCUCUUUAAACUAUGUGAAAACAAAUGGGAAAUUAAAAGAACAU